Diorhabda sublineata is the source of this 711-nucleotide messenger RNA. RefSeq lists its product as uncharacterized. Bases 1 to 711 code for a protein of 236 amino acids. The record is from RefSeq and is a predicted model, not a curated record. The transcript has a single exon. NCBI's taxonomy places the organism in Eukaryota, Metazoa, Arthropoda, Insecta, Coleoptera, Chrysomelidae.
AUGAAGGAAUCUGCUAGCGGGCUGAGAAAACUUAUAGAUGAUUUUUCUAAAAAUAUGCGGGCACUGAGUCAAUUGAAUCAACCAGACCCAACCUUUUUCAAAUCAAGCAAAAUCGAAAUUUUGAUAGGAGCAGACAUAUUCUGGGAGGUCAUCAGUGCUGGGCAGAUACCUUUAGGCCGAAACAACCCCAUACUGCAAAAAACUCAAUUCGGUUGGAUAGUAUCAGGUCCAAUCGGCGUAAAAUCUAGUUCGGUCGCAUGCAACUUUAUACAAAAUGACAAUGUCGAUACGGAUAUUCAAAAAUGUUUGACUAAGUUUUGGGAAGUGGAAGAAACACCCUUAAAGUUACCAAGGUCGAAUGAGGAAAAUGCGUGUGAAGAGCAUUUUAAGCGAUACACUAAACGAGAUAAAGACGGGCGUUUUGUAGUAACGUUACCGUUUAAGGAGAAUCCUGAAAAACUAGGAAGCUCACGGGAAAUAGCAAUAAAGCGAUUCAUGUCUUUAGAACGCAAAUUAGAAGGGGACGCACGCUGGAAAAAAUUAUAUGGCGAUUUUAUGCGCGAAUACAAGGAUUUAAACCAUAUGAGUAGGAUACAGGAUACCGAAACUGACAAAAGUUUCUAUAUGCCUCACCAUGGAGUUAUAAAAAAUGAUAGCUUGACAACGAAGCUUAGAGUCGUCGUCGCCAACUUCUUCCGGAUUAUCGCUUAA